AUGAGUGAUGCUUAUUCAGGUGACCGAGCCGGACCCAGUUCUAGAGGCAGAGGGAGGCUGCGAGGUAUUCGGGCUAGGCGCCAUGUACCGUACUCGGCUCGCCACAACCGACCAAGGGGAGCGAAAAUCGCCUCAUAUCACAGCCCGGAGGAGUGUAAUCCUGGCUCGUCGGAUGACUCCACACAGCCCCCAAGUCCCCCACCAUCUACCAACCCAAUCCCCACACCAGCGCCUACUCGGGAAGCCUCACCAGUGCGCGAACAAUCACCUCCUAGAGAAGACGCGAGAUUGGAGGACGCCAGUAUACCACAAACUGUUGCGGACGCCCCCACAGAACCUGAAGUAACGCAGCAACAAAGAAAACGAUUUCGUGGGCCCGCUAGAUGCAUCGAGUUUGAGAAGGUGAGGAAGUACGGGAAAAUACUUUUAAAGAUAAAUGAUGGUGAGACUGCCCCGUGUUGUGAGCAUGCUUCUAUGUUCACGACACGAGUAUCCUGGAUUGUUAAACAAUACUGUGACAUGAGCUAUGCGCGCUGGACCGAUGUCCCAGAAGCCAUGAAAGAGGAGCUCAUUGAUCGUGUUCGGUCUGACUUCGUGCUCGACUGGGAACGGGAAAACCACCGAUUGACGGUGACAAAGGCACUUCGUAAGCGCUUCAACUCCUUCCAUCACGAUUUGCACAAGAUUUACCAAUCAUUUGAAAGCCAUGAAGAGGCGUUAGCUAGUGGGACAAGCUUGGUGGACCCUCUUGUAUGGGUCAAGUUGUGUGGAAGGUGGGGCAGUGAUGCAUUUAAGAAAAUUUCAUCUCAAAACCGGGAGAACAGGAAGAAGCAGGCAAUUAAUCACACAUCAGGACGUAAAUCAUUCGUCCGAAUCCUUGAGCAAAAGCGCGCUGAGAAUGGAAAUUUGGUUGACUUCUAUAAAGAGACGCGCUGGUCGAAGAAGAAGAACAAGUUUGUGACAGAUGCUACAGAAGAAACAUACAAGGAGAUGACAGGUAGGUUGGAUGGCCUAGAACCAGAGCAACGUAAUGAUGAGGCAGCAGCGACUGUCUUCAGGGAGGUCCUUGGCCAUCGACCUGGAUAUGCGCGAGGACUCGGGGAGAUGGUCAUUCCCGAGUCAAGUAGACAACGUGACCAACUUAAGAUGCAAUGCUACCUGUCUGAGAUUGAAAGACACAAGAAAGACUCUAAACAACAUAAGAAAGAUGCUGAAGCGUAUAAGAGUCAGCUGGAUGAAAUGAGAUCAGAGAUGCGGGCUCUUAGGGCGCAUCAGAUGCAGACUGAUAGAUUGCUUCAGGAGUUCUUUAAGGAUCAUCCUUCAUUCACUGAGUCGUAUCGACAGACUCAGUGUAACGAUUCCCCCGACCCAUAAGGGGGGUGACAUGCUCCUUGGUUUUUUGUACUGGAUUGGGUGGUUUUUUGUUAGACAAU
Carya illinoinensis is the source of this 1433-nucleotide messenger RNA. RefSeq lists its product as uncharacterized. Lineage: Eukaryota; Viridiplantae; Streptophyta; Magnoliopsida; Fagales; Juglandaceae. The record is from RefSeq and is a predicted model, not a curated record. The transcript has 7 exons. Bases 1 to 1374 code for a protein of 457 amino acids.